AACAUAAAAAUUAACGUAAAAUAAAUUGAAGACUAAAAAAAUUGAAUAAGAUAGUUAGAAAAAAGGAAACAGUGUUUGUGAAGUUUAUUUUUUAUCGAAAUUUCUUAUCUACAAGAAUAUACAAUUGUUCAUAUAUAAACACACCUUACGUGGCGUAAUAUAUGUGAAAAAAUUGUGAGGGCCAAAGUUCCGUUCACUAUAAACAGAAUCGUUUCAUAAUUGGUGAUACAUAAAUACCAAAGAUUAUAAAAAUAGCAUGCCAAAUCAAAUAUGGAUGUUCAGAAGCGGCCUGAUCCUCUUCUGUUUAGCCGCCACCCAAUGGCUGGCACUUGGAAGUCCUGUAAAAGAAAGAAUGAAGAGAGAAGCGGAAAUAGCAAAUACAAACUGGACGAGCCUUGCUGACGAGUGGUUACUUGCUAAAGAAAGAAUUGCCCGCAGAAUGGGCGUUCCGCUUCUACCUAACAACAGCGUUGUACGCGAAUUUCACAGCAUUCAAGUCGUCGUUAACGGAACACCUCCCGAACAGAUGUCAAGACUGAAUUAUUCGAGAACACUUUGGGAUCUGGAGUCUUCGCAAAAAAGUGGCCAUCUAUCUGGUUUCGUCGACAAGGCACUGAAGCUCCUGGAUCUUCGCAAAGUCAUGAUGGAGGUGGAGACCUCGGUGAUGUCAAAGGUCUCUUGUACUGCCUGCAAGGUCGGCGCUGGCCUCCUGCAGCACUACAUCAAAAGCGGAAAAACUGACGAGGAGAUCAUGGCCAGCAUUUACCAGUUUUGCGUUUCUCUCAAAAUUCAAAGCUCCAGAGUCUGCCAAGGCGUCACGCUGCUGUUCGGAGGGGAAGUGAUCUACGUUCUGAAGCAGAUCAGCUUAGGCCCCUCCCAGAUAUGCAGUUUUGUGAUUGGGGACGCUUGCGACGACGCAUACAACCCUCAACACGAAUGGGAAGUGGCUUUUCCCCCGGUGAACAAGCCGCCAAUCCAGCCACCGAUUCCUCCGAAGGAAGGGGCGCCGACUUUCAAAGUUCUUCACAUAUCGGACACUCAUUACGACCCAUAUUACCAGGAGGGUGCAAAUGCUGACUGCAACGAGCCCUUGUGCUGUCGUCUGACCAAUGGAGCACCUCUUACGGCUUCGGGAGCCGCAGGAAGAUGGGGCGAUUACAGGAAAUGCGAUACCCCUAAGAGGACUGUGGAUCACAUGCUGAAACACAUCACGGAAACUCACUCGGACAUAGACUAUAUAUUGUGGACGGGUGACUUGCCGCCUCACGAUGUAUGGAACCAAACAAGGGAAGAAAACCUGCAAAUUCUACGUGACACUGUGACGCAAAUGGUCGAAAUGUUUCCUGGAGUGCCGAUAUUCCCUGCGCUUGGUAAUCAUGAAAGUGCUCCAGUUAACAGUUUUCCCCCGCCAUUCGUUCCGGAAGAAAACAGCAUAUCAUGGCUGUACGACGAGCUGGAUAAGGAAUGGAGAAGAUGGCUGCCAGCUGGAGUAUCGCACACGGUUCGUCGCGGAGCAUUUUACUCUGUGUUGGUCAGGCCGGGUUUCAGGAUUCUAUCGGUCAACAUGAACUAUUGCAACAACAAGAAUUGGUGGCUGUUGAUAAACAGCACGGACCCAGUCAGCGAACUCCAAUGGCUGAUCUACGAACUCCAAGGGGCGGAAAUGAACGGAGAAAAGGUUCACAUCAUCGGCCACAUUCCGCCGGGACAUUCCGACUGCCUUAAAGUCUGGUCUAGGAAUUAUUACCACAUCAUUAAUCGUUACGAAUCAACGAUCACGGCUCAAUUUUUCGGCCAUACUCACUACGACGAGUUUCAACUAUUCUACGACACGACGGAUCUCGGUAGAGCUUUAGGAAUAGCUUACGUCGGGCCGUCUGUCUCCCCAUACAUCGAUCUCAAUCCGGGGUACCGGAUAUACUACGUUGACGGGGAUCACGCUAAAACUACCAGGAUGGUAGUCGAGCACGAGUCCUGGGUAAUGAACUUGAAGGAAGCAAAUCUUUACGACUACCCAAUUUGGCAAAAAAUGUACUCAGCUAGACAAGCGUACCAAAUGGCAUCCCUGUUGCCUCGAGACUGGGACUCUCUGAUAGACAAAAUGACGAAUGAACCGUCGCUCUUCGACCUUUACUACAAACAUUAUUACAAAAAUUCACCGGUGAGGCCGGCCUGCAACGACGAAUGCCGCAAAAGGCUGCUGUGCGAUUUGCGAAGCGGUAGAAGCCACGACAGAAAAGCACUCUGCCAGAGCUUAGAGUCGAGAAUAGACGGAGAAACGAAAACGGGAUGGCGAGCCUGGAUCUAUAAUGGCUUAGCUUUGUCGAUGUCUGUCGUCAUGGCGAUUCCAAGAUUCGCAUACAAUUUACCAAAGUAUGUAUUGGGUCUGGGAUAAAAUCACCAGAAGUAUCUGCAAAAGAGAUAAAUUGCAAUACAUCCUGCAUCGAGGUAAUUUAUUGAAAGAGGUUGUUCGAUUGUUUGACGUUGCAAAUUCUUUUUGCUC
Molecule: messenger RNA, 2503 nt
Organism: Diprion similis
Lineage: Eukaryota; Metazoa; Arthropoda; Insecta; Hymenoptera; Diprionidae
Product: sphingomyelin phosphodiesterase
Exons: 11
Coding region: 257-2395 (712 amino acids)
Biological process (GO): ceramide biosynthetic process; sphingomyelin catabolic process
Cellular component (GO): lysosome
Molecular function (GO): acid sphingomyelin phosphodiesterase activity
Source: RefSeq, a predicted model, not a curated record